AUUUUUGUGAAACGAAACCGCUCCAUACAUAUACAAACAGAUACAGUACCGAGCAAAAACUAAGCUUCCUCUGUAUAAAUUAUUUAAUAGGGUCCUAGUUUUAACCAGGUAUUGUUUACUCGAACAUUCGAACUGAGUUUAUGAAAAUGUUGAUAUUAAUAAAAGUGUGACAAAUAAAUAAAGUGAUAAAUAAGUAAUAAAACAGGUAGGUAAAUUAAAAAAAACAUGUAAAUAAUGGUAGUGGUGUUAAGCAGCAUCAUAUUAUAAACUACUCAAAUCAUUGUUAUUAUAAACUAUGGUUAUAAAAAAAACAAGCAUGGCUUUACGUACGUAUGGUGAUAAACCUAUAAGUUUCCAAGUGGAAGAAAAUGGAGAAUAUUAUUGUAUUGGAUCUGAAGUGGGCAAUUAUUUACGCCUAUUUCGGGGAUCAUUGUAUAAACGUUAUCCUGGAAUGUUUAGAAGAUCUAUUACAAAUGAUGAACGUAAAAAGCUAGUAGAACUUGGACUAAGUCAACAUGUACUUGCAUCUAGCGUAUCACUCUUAAGGGCUAGCGAAGUAGAAGAUAUUAUUGAAGGCAAUGAUGAUAAAUACAAAGCUGUAUCGGUGCAUUCAACAGAACCUCCAGCUCCUAGAGAAGGGAAAUCAAAGAAGUCAAUGCCUUGGGUACCUAGCUUACCAAAUAGUUCACAUUUAGAUGCAGUUCCUCAAGCUACACCAAUUAAUCGCAACAGAGUACAUAAUAAAAAAGUCAGAACGUUUCCUUUAUGUUUUGAUGAUACAGAUCCAUCAGCAAAUUUAGAAAAUGCAGCACAACAGGAAAUGUUAGUUCCAAUUCGUUUAGAUAUGGAAAUUGAAGGACAAAAAUUACGAGAUACUUUCACAUGGAAUAAAAAUGAAAGUCUUAUAACACCAGAACAGUUUGCUGAAGUAUUAUGUGAUGAUCUAGAUUUAAAUCCAUUAACUUUUGUACCAGCUAUUGCACAAGCUAUAAGACAACAAAUUGAAGCUUUUCCACAAGAAACUAUUUUAGAAGAUCAAUGUGAUCAACGAGUUAUAAUUAAAUUAAACAUACAUGUAGGAAAUACUUCCUUGGUAGAUCAAGUGGAGUGGGAUAUGUCUGAAAAAGAAAAUAAUCCUGAAAAGUUUGCAAUGAAGCUUUGUGCUGAAUUAGGACUUGGUGGAGAGUUUGUUACUGCUAUUGCUUAUAGUGUUCGUGGACAAUUAUCAUGGCACCAAAGAACUUACGCAUUUUCUGAAGCCCCUUUACCUACAGUAGAAGUACCUUUUAGACCACCUUCAGAAGCUGAUCAGUGGGCACCAUUUUUAGAAACAUUAACAGAUGCAGAAAUGGAAAAGAAAAUACGCGAUCAAGAUCGAAAUACAAGACGUAUGAGGCGUUUAGCAAAUACUACACCUGGAUGGUAAAAUGUGUAAAUUGCAUUGGUAUAUUAUGCUGAUAACAGUAGCAAAAUUUUACGUGGAUGUGUUUAAGAGAUAUUCACUUUGACCAUUUUUAGAUUUUUUAAAAUUAUGAAUAUAAUAAUAGCCUUUUUGUUAAGAUUUAAGCAGAAAAUAAAAUGUACUUUAAUACAUA
Messenger RNA from Osmia lignaria (orchard mason bee), 1595 nucleotides. It is a transcript of the gene Snr1, whose product is annotated as SWI/SNF related, matrix associated, actin dependent regulator of chromatin, subfamily b, member 1. NCBI's taxonomy places the organism in Eukaryota, Metazoa, Arthropoda, Insecta, Hymenoptera, Megachilidae. Gene Ontology annotation, cellular component: nuclear chromosome. The record is from RefSeq and is a predicted model, not a curated record. Gene Ontology annotation, biological process: chromatin remodeling.